This is a messenger RNA of Kwoniella botswanensis, 1944 nucleotides long. RefSeq lists its product as uncharacterized. Lineage: Eukaryota; Fungi; Basidiomycota; Tremellomycetes; Tremellales; Cryptococcaceae. The transcript is spliced from 4 exons. Bases 1 to 1944 code for a protein of 647 amino acids. The record is from RefSeq and is a predicted model, not a curated record.
AUGACUGAUCCAGUCAAACCUCGGCGCAAGGUCGCAUCUCAGAUAUCCCUUGCGCCUUCACCAUCGCCGAUUCCAUCCAGCUCAGCUGCUUUAGGGAGAGGAAGGGCCCAUGUGACCCCUUCAUCAAUCUCAACAUCAUCGCCCACCUCCUCUGAAAGACCUUCAUUACGCUCAACCCCAUCAGCACUAUCUCUGCGUUCGACACCCGUUUCUAGAGCUAGAUCUCCUGCGCCUGCAUCCCAAUCUUCCAACAUCACUCCCCAUCCUCGAGUGACCACCAGGACACCUAGAACCCCAAUCAGCUCAACACUUCCCCCUCGAUCAGUCGUGGGGCUUACUCCAAAAGAUGGGACGCCCAUAGCGAAGAUUAGAGCGACCAAGUCGGUAGUAGAUGGGCAUAGCUCACCUCGUACUCCUGAACUGAGGCGAAAUAACACUGAGGAGCACGUAUCAAGGACGAGGACACUCUCGCUGAGAAGUACAGCGGGUGGAGCUCCCAUAGCCAGAGUUAGGACUUCCGGAACUGCAAAUAUCAUAACGCCUUCGACUCCUGUCCAUCCCAUACAGAAAUCUGAAUCAUCCAUAACGCCUGUCCAUCGUACCUCUACGCCUGCUCACUCUAUACCUACGCAAGAUGUUACACCAACAUCAUUCGCACAUCCUAUAUCAACUGCACCUUCACCCAGUAUUCAAACUCCACCGCCUGGACCAAUCCAACAGUCUCCUAUACCCAACAACAUCUCCACCCCUGCUGAUGGAGGAUAUAGUCUGACGGGAUUAGGUAUGGACGAUGGAGGAUUGAGAAUCUUACAAUCUACAUGGAGGGAUAGCAAUACUAGUCCAGAGAGAUUAUCAGAUUCAGCCGGUGAUCAAAUCGAUAUAUCUUCCAAUAGAUCCUCACCGUCUCGUCGAUCACCUAAAGUCCUACCUCAAACACUCACCUCAGCUCAACAUGCUCUAGCAUACAUAUUUCAACAUCCCACUGCAUCUGCACCAACGUCGCCUGUACCAUCGUCUUCCCCUCCGCAUCACCACACCUCACAUAGAAAUGGUAUACAUGUACAUCCUAAGACGAAAUUACCCUAUCAUCCUCAUGGCGCACCGCCACCCUCACUCCCUCGACCGCCUACCAGCCCCGAACUCCGUACUGUCGCAUUACCUGCCAUGACCCCUGGGCGAUCAUCGGAAGAAUUGUCAAGAACCACCUCGAGCCAGGGUACCGGUGGGUUCAGGAAGUUCAGUGGAACAAGUAGUGAUAUGAGUGGUCCAUUGAUGGAAAUGAGGAAAGAUGAAAGUAGAGAUAGACUCAGUGGGGCAACGGCGGUUGAUGAUGUAGAAUUGAGAUUGGGUGAAGUGAAGAUAGUUGAUCAGGAUAUGGAUGCAGUCAUGGAAGCAGAUGCGGAAGAGGCAAAAGUUAAUCGCAAGAUUGCCGAUCUGGAGAUAUCCAAUGCAAGUCUGCUAGCGAUCAACAAGACGCUUGAAGCUACAAAAUCCAAACAGCGCACUGAAAUCCUCAAACUACGUCGAAUGUUGAGAGAAUCAAUCAACGGUAAUGCUUUACCUUCAUUUUCGUCAUUGAACCCCUCAUCCUCUCUGGGCCUACUAUCUCCUACUACCGAUACAUUUGACGAAGAGCUAGAUCCUGAAGGAGCAUACUUUGAUGAGGAGAUGGCUGAUCCGCAAUUAGAAGCUAGAUGGGAUAAGAUAGCGGACUUGGUGGGAAAUAUGAAAAGACGUGCCGAAACUGCUGUGCAAGUGGGGAAAGAGGAGAUCAAAAUUGGACAAGGAAGAGUGUUAGGGUGGAUGGAAGUAGAACAGAGUAGAUUGAAAGAACAGGAGCAUGAGGAUGCAGAUCUGAGUGUGGAUUCGGUCACUCCGAAUGAACAUGAGAAUGAUGAGUACGUGGGUGAGACUUCGAGAGAAGAAGUGGAUAAUGUCAUAUAA